This is a messenger RNA of Pygocentrus nattereri (red-bellied piranha), 3273 nucleotides long. It is a transcript of the gene pip4p1b, whose product is annotated as phosphatidylinositol-4,5-bisphosphate 4-phosphatase 1b. Gene Ontology annotation, biological process: phosphatidylinositol dephosphorylation. Gene Ontology annotation, molecular function: phosphatidylinositol-4,5-bisphosphate 4-phosphatase activity. Gene Ontology annotation, cellular component: lysosomal membrane; plasma membrane; phagocytic vesicle membrane. The record is from RefSeq and is a predicted model, not a curated record. The coding region runs from base 144 to 923 and encodes 259 amino acids. The transcript is spliced from 7 exons. NCBI's taxonomy places the organism in Eukaryota, Metazoa, Chordata, Actinopteri, Characiformes, Serrasalmidae.
UCCUAUUUCCUGCUGCCAGGAUUCAUGUGAUCUAUGUGGCGCUUCCUGGAGUGCGUUUUCACAUUUCGAUGUAGUCCGAGCACAUUCCUCUCCAGUAGAAACGCCACGACCCUCGAAGAGACCCCAGCCGCAUCGCCCACGGUAUGGCGGACGGAGAGAGGUCGCCGUUGCUGUCGGAUGUAAACGGGGCGAAUGGGCUGGUAGCAGGAGAUGAGCCGAAGAGACCCCACAGUUUCCAAGCAUUUUCCAGUCCUCCACCACCUGGGUUGCUGGGUGAGGCCCCGCCACCAUACUCCCCGUUGGCCUCUCCAGAUAGCAGCAGUGCCCCUGUCAUCAGCUGCCGAGUGUGCCAGUCCCUCAUCAGCGUGGAGGGCAAGAUGCACCAACAUGUAGUCAAGUGUGGCGUCUGCAGCGAGGCUACGCCUAUAAAAAACGCCCCUGCUGGGAAGAAGUAUGUGCGCUGUCCUUGCAACUGUCUCCUGAUCUGCAAAGUCACCUCGCAGAGGAUUGCUUGCCCUCGGCCUUACUGUAAGCGCAUUAUUAAUUUAGGUCCAGUCCAUCCUGGUGCAGGGAGUCCAACUCCCCAACCUUCUGGAGUGAGGGUGUCCUGUGGCCACUGUGGAAACACUUUUCUGUGGACAGAGUUUACAAACCGCACAUUAGCCCGCUGUCCUCACUGCAGAAAAGUCUCAUCGAUUGGCCAGAGGUACCCAAGGAGGCGGAGCUUGAUCUGGUUUGUCUUGUGUUCGCUCUUCAUCAUUGCAACUGCUGGACUAAUGGUUGGUACAUGGGUAAAAGCCCAGCACAACCAGAAGCUCUACGUGCUCUGGGCUUUUUUCAUUCUUCUAGUAAUAAUCAGCCUGGCCAGGGCUUUACACUGGGCUUGCCUGAAGAUCAGCGAACCAUUGCACAACUACUCAUAAAUAGAGAAACAGAGAGAGAGUAAGACAAAUGAAGGAUUAUGAAGGAUGACAAAGGAUGGACAUUUUAUCGUUUGAAAUAAUGGCAUGUUUUGUGUUCAGCUUCCCCCUCUUUUAGGUGAGCAUGGGGACAAAUGUGUUUAAAAAAUAAACAGUUAAAAAGUGUAAAAUAUUUUUUAUGUUUAUUGCGCAAACCGUCAACACACAAAGAUUUUUCCAUAAUAGAUUCUGUAGUUUCUGAAAAUACGCGUGAGACAUGAAACUACCUCCACCAUGUUUCAGACAUGCUUUGAAAUUAAUUUGUUUUUUGUAACCUCCUCUAUAGUUUUCCAAAGACACAAUUAUCACCAAUCAUGAUGUAUAGCAGUGCCUUUUCUUGUUUUCAAUCUACUGCAAAACAUUCCAGUUUUUACCUUUUGAAAGAAAAUUUCAAUUUGGAAUUCUUCUCUUGUAACAUCCAAAUUCCAAAGGCAGAAGCUUGUUGAUACCUAUGUUGAAGGUUCAAAGCAUUCAUUUUCUGUAGUGUGCAAGAGGCAUACAUCAAUACUAACUUUCAGCUGUAGAUUUGAAAAGUGGGAAACAGGACACAAAAAUGCCAUUAAUCCCAAACACCAAAGACUAAUGUGACAUUCUUUACUCUUGCCUAAUAUAUGUCAAAGAAAGCAAUUUGACUUUACUGUUGCAGUACAUUUGAGGGAAGCUAUUAUACUGUAUCAUCUCACCUAUUGCAAAUUUACUUAGUAGGACAAAUUUUUAUGUUGUUUAUUUUGAUAACACAGAUGCCCCUUAAACCAUGUCCUAAGAAACAUUCUAGUGAAGUUUUGAAUGUCAUGGUUUUAUGUAGGUACAGCCUUUAAUAUGAGGAACGGUUUAAUUAGGCAGAAAAUAGGAAUAUGAAAGAAAAGCAAAGAAAAAAGCAGGUAGAAAUAAUUUCAGAUGAACUAUAAAUCUUACCCUUCUACAACUUUUAAUGCCACAUCCCUAAUACACAGUGAAACUGAGGCAUAUUAACAUUACUUGAAAAUAGAAUUUAAUACAGUUGUUUUGCACAGAAGGCCUUAGAUAUAAAGCACUGCUCCAAGCCCAAGCAUUUUAAAUGAUAAAUAAUCACUCUUUAAUAGAUACAUAUAUUACAUUUUAUAUCCGAGGGUAAAUGAGCACAAAGACAUACACUGCCUGUAAAAAUCUUGGGUCACAUUGUUGUUUUUUUUUUUUUUUUAAUUUUUCAGCAUUUUUCAGUUGAUGAAGAAAAAAUACCUCCAAAUAAUUGUUUACUGACAUUGAACAGAUAUUUAUAUUAAUUGUUAAUUAUCUUGGUUAUUUUUGCACCCAUUAUGAGUAUGAAUUAGAGAUUGCCUAAAUAAUGACUGUGAUCUUUAAAAAAAUGUUGCUAAAAGCAUAUAUUGAAAAUACUUUGAUCCAAAGGUGAUUAAAUGCCUGAAAGGAGUUGAAUGCUAAUGGGUGCUGACCUCAUUAAAAGGGAAUAAAAUGUCUGAGGUACUAUUUGUAAUGAUUCCCAAGGUAACUCUUCUGCCAGCAGUAGUUUUCAUAAAAUAGGUCUGUUAUAGCAAAGUGAUGCUAAUUAUUAUUGAUUAAUGAUUAUUAUUUUCAUUAUGAAAAAAUAGUUGUCCCUAAAUCUUUGGAGGUAGAGUAAAAAUGACAACAAAUAUGCAAAUGUGCAAAAUUUAAUCUAAAGUUGCCUUCUUUCUGGAUCUUUUUAAAUGAAGCACCAAUGCACAUGUCACUUCUUACAAUUAAUCUGUCAAAAAAAAAUUUUUUUCAUUUAUAAAUGGAAGUUGAAUCACUGCCUAUAUUUAUGCAUAAUGCUCUGCUGUACUUGCAGUCAGCCUUAAUGAGGCAGUGGCACAGACUGAGGUAAAGAUAGUUAAUGUUGUGUUGAAACAUGAAGUUCUUUCCUUUUUUAUUCCAUGUAUUGAUACAGCACUGCAAUUCAUUUGCAGUGAAAUGUUAAUAUUCAUGGACUGUAUAAUCAAAAUAAUCCCAUCAGUCAGCUUUGUCACUCUUACAACAACUGGACAACCACUUUCAAGGUUUUUCUUUGAACUGGAACUUAAUAUCAUAUACACUACAGUCUCACACACAGAAAAUUUGACCUGUACCUUUUAUUCUAAAUACAGAAACAAUCAGUAGUUUCUUGUUUUUUUGGGGUGUAAUUUGUUUACAUAGUGUGCAAUUGUUGUUUUGUUAAUAAUGAUGCACUACAUUUGUGCUGUGUAGCUAACAUAAUCCACUCUGCUCAGUGUUGAUUUAUUGUUGAUUUGUUUUUGUACAUUCCUUUGUGACUAAAAACUUUUAAUAAACCCAUACCUCUGUUCUAAGAAAUACAUGAAAA